Molecule: messenger RNA, 648 nt
Organism: Humulus lupulus (European hop)
Lineage: Eukaryota; Viridiplantae; Streptophyta; Magnoliopsida; Rosales; Cannabaceae
Exons: 1
Coding region: 1-648 (215 amino acids)
Source: RefSeq, a predicted model, not a curated record
AUGAAUUUCAAUAUUGGAAGCCCAUCUGAAUCAUCAUACUCUGAUGCUGAAAAUGAUGAUGACGCAAAUCUAACUAAUGACAUUGACGCACUAAUCACCAUGAAUGCAAACAACAACAUUUGCAUGGUUCGCUAUCUCAAUCAACUAAACAAUGAGGCAGCUUAUGGAGGCCCAGUUCUUGGUCAUAGAACUAUCAACCACGAUCGUGAAAGUUCUUAUCACAAUUUUUUCAAUAAUUAUUUCUCUGAGAAUGCGCAUUAUAAUGAUUCAAUGUUUCGUCAUCGAUUUAGAAUGUCUCAAACUUUAUUUCUUCAUAUUGCUAAUGUUGUGAUAGGUCAUGACAACUAUUUUGAGCAGAGAAGGGUUGGCAUGGGAAAACUUGGGCUAUCCAGUCUUCAAAAAAUCACUGACGUGUUUCAACUGUUAGUAUAUGGCAUCCCAACAGAUGUUGCCGAUGAGUACAUAAAUAUAGGAGAGUCUACAACUAUUGAAAGUUUGAAGAGAUUCUGUCGUGCAAUUGUGGAGGAUUUUGCUGAGCAAUAUAUAAGAUCACCUAACGCUAAUGAGAUUUCUAGGUUACUCCAUGUUGGUAAAGAACGUGGUUUCCAAGGAAUGUUGAGCAGUAUAGAUUGCAUGCACUGGAAGUGA